AGAGAGAGGGGAGAAAAGUAGAGCACUGAGAGGUUGGAGAACUGAGCGACAGCAGAGAAAUAGAGCAGUGGGAGGGACCUCCGGGUCAUUUCACAGAGACAGAAGGGGAAAGAGGUCAACAGAGUGAGUCUGGAACACUUUGUGCAGUUUCAGUUGUUUUGACUUUUCACAACUCUAUUACUUUCCUGGAAGUUAACUCAAAACCUUAUUAAGUAUGAUUAGAAACUAAAGUGUUUUAGCUGAAGAUUUUCAGCGAAAAUAGUAGAGAACUUGGUGAGUGGACAGGAGUGUGUAAGAGAGCGUGUGUGUCGGCUGUUUUGGCUCAGAUAUGGCCAUGGUGAGCGGGGGAUGGGGCAACCCUAACGGGGAGACCAACGGACUGGGUGGGGAGAAGGCUUACCUGCGUGGGGAUGAGGAGGGCUCGCCCCAGGCCGGGAGUGACGUGGAGGUCGGAGACGAGGACAAAGCGUGCGUGGUGGACUGUGUGGUGUGUGGGGACAAGUCCAGUGGUAAACACUACGGCGUGUUCACCUGCGAGGGCUGCAAGAGCUUCUUCAAAAGGAGCAUCAGAAGGAACCUCAACUACUCCUGCAGGUCGAAUCGAGAAUGCCAGAUAGACCAGCAUCACCGCAACCAGUGCCAAUACUGCCGUCUGAAGAAAUGCUUCCGUGUUGGUAUGCGCAAAGAAGCAGUCCAGCGUGGACGCAUCCCUCCAUCCCACUCAGGCAUCAGUCCCACUUCUCUGGUCGGCGGAGGAGGCGGUACUGGGGCCGGGCCAGUAGGGGGCGAAUUCUUCAAUGGCCAGCCUGUGUCUGAGCUCAUCUCCCAGCUGCUCCGUGCCGAACCCUACCCCAGCAGCCGCUACGCCCCCCAGUACGGCCAGCAGCAGCAGAUGCAAGGCGCUGGAGGAGGCUCCGUCAUGGGCAUCGACAACAUCUGCGAGCUGGCGGCGCGCCUCCUCUUCAGCACCAUCGAGUGGGCCAGGAACAUCCCUUACUUCCCUGAGCUGCCCGUCUCUGAGCAGGUGGCUCUGCUGAGGCUGAGCUGGAGCGAGCUGUUCAUCCUGAAUGCAGCUCAGUCUGCCCUGCCACUACACAUGGCUCCUCUGCUGGCCGCCGCCGGCUUCCACUCCUCGCCCAUGUCAGCAGAGAGGGUGGUGUCCUUCAUGGACCAGGUGAGGGUGUUCCAGGACCAGGUGGACAAGCUGACCCGGCUUCAGGUGGACUCAGCAGAGUACAGCUGCCUCAAGGCCAUCUCCCUCUUGUCUCCAGAUGCGUGCGGGCUGACAGACCCCGUCCACGUGGAGUCUCUGCAGGAGAAGGCCCAGGUGGCUCUGAUGGAGUACGAGAGGAUGCAGUAUCCGGGUCAGCCCCAGCGCUUCGGCCGUCUGCUCCUCCGCCUGCCUGCCCUCAGGGCCGUGCCAGCUAACCUCAUCUCCCAGCUGUUCUUUAUGCGCCUGGUUGGCAAGACGCCCAUCGAGACCCUCAUCAGGGACAUGCAGCUGUCUGGGAGCUCCAUUAGCUGGCCCUACGUCCCUGGGCAGUGAGGACAGGAGGCUGGGACACACAGGACCCUGGAGGAACCUACGUCCCUGGGCAGUGAGGACAGGAGGCUGGGACACACAGGACCCUGGAGGAACCUACGUCCCUGGGCAGUGAGGACAGGAGGCUGGGACACACAGGACUCUGGAGGAACCUACGUCCCUGGGCAGUGAGGACAGGAGGCUGGGACACACAGGACCCUGGAGGAACCUACGUCCCUGGGCAGUGAGGACAGGAGGCUGGGACACACAGGACCCUGGAGGAACCUACGUCCCUGGGCAGUGAGGACAGGAGGCUGGGACACACAGGACCCUGGAGGAACCUACGUCCCUGGGCAGUGAGGACAGGAGGCUGGGACACACAGGACCCUGGAGGAACCUGGAACCUAGAAUGAGAUGGAGAGGGAUUAGCCAGUGAUGUCAUAAAUGUCAAAAUUCUUGAGGACGUAGUACUUUAUUGCUACUCACUCACAGAGAGUCACACAUUGAGCUUCCAGUGAAUGCAGCUGGAACCAAACCAUUGGUAGUUUAGCUGUCCCGUGUGUAUUCCAAGGAAAUGAUACAUUUGUCUUGACCUCUCUAUAUGACCUCUCUACCACAGAACAGGGCUCUGGAACACAGAACAGGGCUCUGGAACACAGAACAGCGCUCUGAAACACAGAACUGGGCUCUGGAACACAGAACUGGGCAUUGGAACACAGAACAGGGCUCUGGAACACAGAACAGCGCUCUGAAACACAGAACUGGGCUCUGGAACACAGAACAGGGCUCUGGAACACAGAACAGCGCUCUGAAACACAGAACUGGGCUCUGGAACACAGAACUGGGCUCUGGAACACAGAACAGGGCUCUGGAACACAGAACAGCGCUCUGAAACACAGAACUGGGCUCUGGAACACAGAACAGGGCUCUGGAACACAGAACUGGGCUCUGAAACACAGAACUGGGCUCUGGAACACAGAACUGGGCUCUGGAACACAGAACAGAGCUCUGGAACACAUAACAGGGCUCUGAAACACAGAACAGGGCUCUGGAACACAGAACAGGGCUCUGGAACACAGAACUGGGCUCGGGAACACAGAACUGGGCUCGGGAACACAGAACAGGGCUCUGGAACACAGAACUGGGCUCGGGAACACAGAACUGGGCUCUGGGAACACAGAACAGGGCUCUGGAACACAGAACUGGGCUCUGGAACACAGAACAGGGCUCUGGAACACAGAACUGGGCUCUGAAACACAGAACUGGGCUCUGGAACACAGAACUGGGCUCUGGAACACAGAACAGGGCUCUGAAACACAGAACAGAGCUCUGGAACACAGAACAGGGCUCUGGAACACAGAACAGGGCUCUGGAACACAGAACUGGGCUCGGGAACACACACUGUAACUAAAGGCCCAGUGCCACUACUACCUCCAUCCCCAUGACCCCCAACGUGACCCUGUCUGACCCCAGGCUCUGUGUGGCUCUCUGGCUGCUGUGUUAGGCCCCUGGAUCUCAUAUGGGACCCUAUUCCCCAUAUUGCAUAGGGCUCUGGUAUACAAAAGUAGUGCACUAUAAAGGGAAUAGGGUGUGAUUUGAGAUUCAGCCAUAAGGAUUAUGAUGCCACAGUCAUGCCACAUACUGCCAUUGUAUGCUGUUUUGUCCUGAGCCCUGUAUGUAAAUCGUUGGGUUUGAUUUACAUUAAUGUUGAGCUUAUAGUGGAAAAUGUAAUGUAUACAUUAUGCAUAUGUGGUCAUGUAAAUCUUUGAAUGUUAUGCAAAUACAGGGCUCUCCCCAUAGUAUAAGCAAUAGCAUAAAUUCUACAGUACAUGCUAUGGUGCCGAACACUGGCACAAGCUAGCAGAGGUGAAUGUAUAUGAUAGAUAACCCCUCACACACAUCCUGAGUCCAACGAGUCACCCGUCUUAUACAUUAUUACCUCAAGUUUUAUACCAAUGACAGAGCUUGAAUAGUGGAUUACCUGAUCAUAGAACCCUUGUAUUCUUAAACGGAACUAAGAACCCUCCACGAUGUGAUCGAUGACAAACACAAAGGGAUCAAAGCAUCGUACACACCAGCAUUAUUUCAUUAGCCUGAAUGUAAACUAACUGUAGGGUCGACCCUUGUCAUAAGGCCUAUUGGAAGGCUAGGUGGAACCAUGACCAUAUUGUUUAGACCUGUCCAGUUCCUUCAGAUCUGGAACACUGAAGGGUAGGGGCUAGGGGAAAGGGGUUGCUUUCGGAUCAGACAUUUCAUGUGAUCGUCAUUCAAUGUAACUAAAGGUACUGACCCCUUUAAGGACUAAAGGGGUAUGCAGUGUAUUGACAGUUACACUGUGGUACAGUGUACAAGGUUAUGUGCAUACUCUUAGCGAUAUUGCCCUGGACUGCAAUACGAUGUGACUAUGCUUUUUUAGCCAAAUGACUUACUCAGAGUGGACAUAUGAACACUGAAAUCCAAUAAUCUGUUUUACUCUGAUGGGAUUUUGACUAGCGACUUGUGUAGUUCUACAUAAGAAUCAAAAUGUAAAGAAAAUUGCUAUUGCUGACCUUGGUUAUUUUUGCAUUACUAUAAAUAAAGUACCUUACUGUGGUU
Coregonus clupeaformis (lake whitefish) is the source of this 4117-nucleotide messenger RNA. RefSeq names its product nuclear receptor subfamily 2, group F, member 6b (gene nr2f6b). The record is from RefSeq and is a predicted model, not a curated record. Gene Ontology annotation, biological process: anatomical structure development; negative regulation of transcription by RNA polymerase II; cell differentiation. The coding region runs from base 329 to 1546 and encodes 405 amino acids. The transcript is spliced from 4 exons. Gene Ontology annotation, molecular function: nuclear receptor activity; RNA polymerase II cis-regulatory region sequence-specific DNA binding; zinc ion binding. Lineage: Eukaryota; Metazoa; Chordata; Actinopteri; Salmoniformes; Salmonidae.